This is a messenger RNA of Erigeron canadensis, 2241 nucleotides long. RefSeq names its product peptidyl-prolyl cis-trans isomerase PASTICCINO1. Lineage: Eukaryota; Viridiplantae; Streptophyta; Magnoliopsida; Asterales; Asteraceae. Bases 139 to 2013 code for a protein of 624 amino acids. The transcript has 20 exons. The record is from RefSeq and is a predicted model, not a curated record. Gene Ontology annotation, molecular function: peptidyl-prolyl cis-trans isomerase activity; protein binding.
AUAUCUAUUAUAUCUAUCUGUUGAUUUGUAUUGGUUCACCAAAUACUAGUUAUUUUAGAGGAGGUGAAAAACUGUAUCAUCCAGCUUCUACAUAAUUUCAUUCAUAAUUCUAAAACUUAUUAGGGAUAUCCGUCUCCAAUGGCAGUGGUCAAAGAUGAUCAACAAACUAGCAAAAAGAAAGAAACUCCUGAAUCAGAGGAUGAUAAAAGGAGAAAAAAGAUGGUUCCAGGUGGUUUAAUGAAGGCCAUGAUCCGACCUGGUGGUGGUGAUGCCAUGCCUUCUGAUGGUGAUCAGGUCAUAUAUCAUUCUACUAUCCGGACACUAGAUGGCGUGGUUGUUCAGUCCACUCGCUCGGAAUUUGGCGGCAAAGGCACCCCAAUAAGACAGGUUUUGGGUAAGAGCAAAAUGAUAUUAGGACUGCUAGAAGGAAUUCCUACAAUGCAGAAGGGUGAAGUUGCUGUGCUAAAAAUGAAGCCUGAAUUGCACUAUGGCGAGGAUGACUGUCCAGUUUCUGUUUCUGAUAGCUUUCCGAAAGAUGCUGAACUUAAUUUUGAGAUAGAGCUGAUAGAGUUUUCUAAAGUCAAGGUCAUAACUGAAGAUUUGGGAAUCUUGAAGAAGGUUAUAGUUGAGGCACAAAGUUGGGAGAAUCCGAGAGAUCUUUAUGAAGUAAAAGCAAGAAUUUCUGCCAAGUCGGGGGAUGGACAUUCGCUUCAAUUACAUACGACUGCUGAACCAAUUCUGUUUACUUUUGGACAAUCUGAGGUACCUAAAGGUCUUGAAAUGGGUAUAGGGACAAUGUCACGGGGAGAAAAAGCCACGAUCUAUGUUACAAGUCAGUACUUAAGCCAAAGCCCUCUAAUUCCCUCCAUAGAUAGUAUUGAAGAAGUUCACUUUGAAGUGGAGCUGAUCCAUUUUAUUCAGGUAAGGGAUGUGCUAGGAGAUGGAAGGCUAAUAAAACGUCGCAUAAAAGAUGGAAAAGGUGAAUUUCCUAUGGACUGCCCUCUCCAAGAUAGUCGACUACGUGUCCAUUACAAAGGCAUGCUUGUUAAUGAAGAAAAGACAGUUUUCUAUGAUACAAGGACUGAUAAUCAUGGCCAGCCUUUGGAGUUCUCCUCAGGAGAAGGGCUUGUACCUGAAGGUUUUGAGAUGUGUGUUCGGCUGAUGUUGCCUGAGGAGAUAUCACUAGUAACUUGUCCCCCAGAUUAUGCAUAUGACAAGUUUACCAGGCCAGCUAAUGUUCCUGAAGGUGCACAUGUUCAAUGGGAGAUUGAACUUCUAGGUUUUGAAAUGCUUAAGGACUGGACUGGCAUGGAUUUUAGAGCCAUUAUGGAUGAUGUUGAGAAGACCAAAGGAACGGGUAACAGGCUAUUCAAAGAAGGAAAAUUUGCACUUGCCAAAGCAAAGUAUGAUAAGGUUUUACGGGAGUUCAAUCAUGUCAAUCCUCAAGAUGACGAAGAAGGAAAAGAGUUUGCAAAUACAAGAAACCUGUUGAAUCUGAAUGUGGCGGCCUGCUACCUGAAGAUGGGGAAUUUUCGAAAGUCAAUAGAGACAUGUAAUAAAGUAUUAGAUGCGAAUCCUGUUCAUGUGAAAGCACUUUAUAGAAGAGGUAUGGCUUACAUGGAGGCUGGUGAUUAUGAAGAAGCUAGGAAUGAUUUCAACAAGAUGAUGACCAUAGACAAGUCAUCAGAAGCAAAUGCAAAGGCGGCCCUGCUUAAAUUGAAGCAGACAGAGCAGGAGGUAGAGAAGAAAGCUCGCAAGCAAUUCAAAGGACUAUUCGACAAGAAGCCUGGUGAGAUAUCAGAGGUAGGACUAGAUGAUAAAGUUAACGAAACCACAGUCAAAGAGGACAAAGAUGCCCAAGAGCGGUUAAUUUCUUAUCAGGAAGAGAACGAUGGCGUUGAAGAUGAACCACCAGCUCCACCUCCUGCUCGUAUGGGUUCUUUUUCACGGUUGUUGAACAGUAGUAUGAACUUAUUCAAGUCUCUCGGGGUAAACAGAUGUUCUAUAUUAUAAAUGAUAAGUCUUCUAACCCCGAAAUGAGUGUAGAUGGUUAGCUUCAACAAAUGAAAGAUUAUAAGCGACAUAUUUACAGGAUUCAAAUGGUUUGUCCUAAAGCAAGCAUGUGUAAUAAUCUUUGUUUUGGAGUUAGAAUGGCUAAAACUUUCUUGCUCUUAUGUUAGACUCUUUUGUAAAACACUUGAUCUUAUUAUUAUCUAUAUAUUCAACCCACAUUGGUUUCCA